GUGACGUAAAGAAACUUCAAAAACGGGAAAAUGAAAAUGGCGACAACACACUCAACGCAUUCAUCGACGAGUGUUGUUUGUUGUUUUUAAGUUUCGUAAAAGUGCACAUUUGUCGUUUCGACCUUUAUAAUUAACUUGUGAUAUGGACAGAGCAGAUGCCAAACGUACACAGUGCUAGUAGUUUGUGAUAUUAGUAAAAAAACAUUGAAUAAAUUUAUUUUUGUCCUCGUCAUGAAGUUAUUUACAUAAUUUUGCAAGAGUUCUCGAGCUACGAUGUUUACCCCAAUAUUCUUAGUGUUUUUGUUGUGCGGAAUAAGUGCCGAACCGGAUACAGUAAAGUUUCGAUGUGAAGAGAGUAGCGAUAAUGGUCCGGUCACGACAUUCUUACCUUCGGCAGACGGAGUCAGGGGUCGUUACACUGCAGAAUUGUGCGCCCAGCAUAAUUCUAACAUGACAAACUUGACGAUAAACCUAACUUUUAAAAAUAGCAUCAAUGCGUGCAACACCACUAUAAGGCGCAAAUACAUGUCACCUGGUACUCAGCACUCUUCUAACACUGUAGACAUAACCAAUCUGACUAACUGUACCCGGGUGUGUUACUCCAUGGACUUUGAUAUGAUAUUUAGCAGCUGCUAUGAGAUCAAGAGGACAUUCACUCAGGGUAAAACAACUGGUCCUCCAUUUGACUCAUACCACCUUGUUAAUAACUCCAUCACGAUGGCGGACUAUGAGAAAAAUAAGCCAAACGUUAACUUUGUUAACCAUGAUGAUUGGGUGUCUCUGCACUGGUACCUGGGCAUACCUCUAGUAGACUACAAUGUGACACUGCACAGAACGGACAGCAACCAGGAGGAAUACUUAAGCCAGGCUGAGGUUGUGACGCAGAACUGCAGUGUGCAGGAAAAUGUGGAGGAACUGUCCUGCUUGCUGUCACCAGAGUAUGGAUGCUACCAGGCCAUACUGGAGCAUGGCGGCCUGUGGAUAUCCGGCAUAUUUACUGACAUGAGAUUUGUCAAGUACAACUUCUGCCACCAGCGCGCGGCGGCUGUGUCGCUGCGAGCGCGGACGGGCGCGGCGUGGUGGGCGGGCGGCGCGCUGCUGGCGGCGCUGGCGCUGGCGGCGGCGCUGGCCGCGCACCGCUGUCUGCGCCGCCGCUCCUACCACAAGCGGAUGCUCGACAUCAUGUUCCGGAACCGCUUCAGUGAGACGGACCCGCCGGCGGCGCCCGCGGCGCUGGCGCCCGACUCGCGCGACAUUCUGCUGCUGUACGCGCGCGAGGGAGACCUCGGGCAACAAGUCGUCGACGCACUCAAGGACCUCAUCACAGAAUCCACUGGAGCCAAGGUGUACGACCUGUUCAGGCCGGAGGUGGUGAGCGCGCUGGGCGCGGCGCCGGGCGCGUGGCUGCGGGCCGCGCUGGCCGGCGCCCGCCGCGUGCUGCUGCUGCAGGGGCCCGCGCUCACCGCGCUCUACGACCUCAGGUUGCAGCAAGACCAGCGGGGACUCACGCUCCGCGGCGCGGCGCUGGGCGCGAGCGUGAUGUACCGGUCGCCGGCGCCGGGCGACGACCUACUAGCUGCGGCGCUGCGACUCAUCGCCGACUCGCCGCACUCCCACCACCACUACCACAAGUACUACCUCGCCACUGUGUCGGGGCUGGAGACGGACAUCCUGCCGAGCGUGGUCCCCUACCGCCGCUACGUACUACCCGAGGCGGCGCGCGUGCUCGUGGCCGACCUCGGCGGGCCGCCCCUCACCGCGGGCCCGCAGGCGACCACUGAGUCCCCCCCGGGCGGGGCGGUGCGCGCGGCGACGCUGGCGCGGCUGCAGCAGGCCGCGGCCGCCAUGCUGCAGCACGCCACGCUGCACCCCGACUACUUGCACGAGGAACUCAUACUACUGCAGCCCGACGCGUAACCCACUGCUCGCCAUCUCCGACCAUGUUCUAUCCACACGUUCAUUUCUUUACCCUUUAAGCACCCACAGUUAGCUAUAGAUAACAAACAAAAUAAAUAGAGUUACUCAGGUACACAUUAUUCUCGCAACAAGCUAGAUCAUCUGAUUUGAGUAGUGCUAAUUGCAACGACUGAGCAUUUAUGGUUAUGCAAACUAAACGUGUAUACGAAGUUUCAUAUCAAUCGGUUCAAAAUAUCUGCUUCAAAAUUUAGUUGUAAGAUUCCACUUCACAGAUAUACUGUAUACAAUAAUAAAAGCUUGUAAAACGACAUUUUUGUCGAUUAUAGCUGACAGUGGCCGAUUGACACAAUAUUUGUUUGUCAUCUAUAGCGGACGGCGGUGAUCAAAGGAUGACACCACUUCACUUCUCCCAACCGAUGGCAUUUAUAGAACGAUACGUUCUAGUCGUUUUAUAUAAAUUGCGAGAUUCUACUGAAUAUAACUAGGAUUAGUGCGUAACGUGUAACUUGUACGUGAUAUUGUAAAUAUUAAUGUAGAGCUAUAUAGUGCUUCCAUGACAUACCGUGGGCAACGUAUAGGCGCCAUGCGUCGAAUCUCAUCAUAUUGUUAUAAUAUGCUUCAAUAAAGAAAAUAUCUACCUAGGUUACAAAAUAGCGAUGUAAAUUAUUCGUUAGAGAUUACUUAUUAUAAAUCCACUUUACGCUGAAGAAAAAUAUUAUUUCGUGUUUUAUAUCUCAUAUACUGAAUAUAUUGUUAUUGUGUACCUACAUAGACAUACUAUAUGUAAUUGAAAUAUAAAUCUCUCUAAUGUCUUGCGACAAAAAUGAUCUCGUACGUUUACUGGAGAAAUGAAACACGUUGCUACAUGUAACAGAAGUACACUACUAUACGAUAUAAUACUAUGUAGAUAUAUACGUAAGUAAAUAAUACACAGUACUUAUACUAAAAUGGCUGCUAUUAAGUACAUAAGUAUAUAAUGUAAUACUUGUAAUGUUAUUUUUAAAUAAUACAUGUUUCAUAUUACUGUUAUAAUAUUGGUAGGUACUAUACAUUUCAUACACAACAAUAGAAUAAUCUAACCUCCACCAUUGUGACAUCACAGCUAUGAAAUCUCCCAAAUUUGGUGGAGUUAGCCAAAAAGGAUUGGUAGUAUAAUAAAACAAUAAUGUUCUGUAACAUAAAACCAAUUUUAGAAUUGGUGUUAUUAAAAAAUAUUAACGCUUUUUGUUUGCUACCUGUAUUUUAAUGUGAGACAAAAGAAAUGUCACCAGACCUACUUAUUUAAAAUGCGUGGUACUGAACUUGCUAUAUUAUGUUGUCACUGGUUUUGUGAUAUCAUCGUCGUCAAAAGACUACUAUUGCUGAACAAAGGUCUCUCCCUUAAAGGGAGCUGCCAUAAUCACCGAGCUUGGCAGGCGGCUCGGGGAUCGCAGUACGGUUUCCAACUGAUUAGAAGAAGCCUGUCCUUCAGUAGGUCUGGUUCAAACCCAACACAUGUGUAAUGAAUACAGCGCGUGAUUUUAAUCAACAUUUUCCUUCAUGGAAAACAUUUUAUGAUAUUAUGACAUGUAUAAGGAUAAUCUAAUUUCAUAGCUUAGAUGAUACAUUGUGAUUAUUUUGGUACAAUAUCGAUCUUGCCGGUUAAGUAUGAAAUACUAAUGUAUGCCGGGAAAUGUUAGAUGCCUGCUAAAUAAUAUUGUGUAUAUAUAUAUUGUAUGUAUAGUGUAAAUGUAGGUAUUGUUGUCAAGUUGUUGUCUGUGUCGUUAUAUUGUUUGUAUACCCCUGUACCUCUCUACUUCCCUGGGACUAUCCAAUUCACUCUCUAUUAUCGAUAUAGUAGAAAACGAAGCAAAUUCAUAAGGAUAUAUAUAUAUUGUAAGACAUAUUAAAUUAUGUUUAACGGUUGUGUCAAUGCGAAGUCAAUGUCAAUCCGAAAUCUAUGGAUCGAUACAGAUGAAUGGCGAUUUUUAUCAAAAAUCGAGAUCGAUCCACAGAUUUUGGAUUAGGAUCAAUUGUUAAUUUCGACCAUUAGAUCACAUAACGUAACUUAUCGAGUUUCGAGUCAUGUUUGGGGUUCAUAUUCAUAAAUAGCAUUGUGCGAUACUGGUCGAAUAACCUCGUCAACGACUUCAAUCGCUGCAUUGCUUCAUGUUCAAUUGUUAUUCUGUUAUCGAUGAAUAGAUAGUGAUUUGGUGAGAUGUCCCUCUUCCCUCAUAGUAUAAGGUAACCACGUGGUUUCAGUUGCAUUUGUUUGCCGUGACCUAGUGUCGCGUCUGUUUGUGCAUGAAGAGAUGCAACGGAAUUGUUAAUCAGAUGCAAUAAAUAAAUAUGUUGACUUUUUGCACCAUUUUC
Molecule: messenger RNA, 4269 nt
Organism: Spodoptera frugiperda (fall armyworm)
Lineage: Eukaryota; Metazoa; Arthropoda; Insecta; Lepidoptera; Noctuidae
Exons: 9
Coding region: 274-1917 (547 amino acids)
Molecular function (GO): interleukin-17 receptor activity
Source: RefSeq, a predicted model, not a curated record